Molecule: messenger RNA, 975 nt
Organism: Lampris incognitus (smalleye Pacific opah)
Lineage: Eukaryota; Metazoa; Chordata; Actinopteri; Lampriformes; Lampridae
Gene: hsd20b2
Product: hydroxysteroid (20-beta) dehydrogenase 2
Exons: 11
Coding region: 16-975 (319 amino acids)
Cellular component (GO): endoplasmic reticulum
Molecular function (GO): oxidoreductase activity
Source: RefSeq, a predicted model, not a curated record
ACUAUCUCAGAUAACAUGACAUUGUCCGGGACACUAACAGCCAUUGGUGGGCUUACAGUUUUGUUCCUCCUGCUGAAACUGGCUUGGAGAUGCUGGUGUGGAUUCAGGACUUUCGUGCUCUCAGAGGUUUGGCAAGUGGACUUGAAGACAUAUGGGCAAUGGGCAGUUGUCACAGGAGCCACGUCUGGGAUAGGUAAAGCUUAUGCCGGCGAGCUGGCCAGAAGAGGCCUGGACGUGGUGUUGAUAAGCCGAUCAAAAGAUAAACUUCAGCUGGUUGCUGAGGAGAUCGAGGCUCAGUACGGCCGAAAAACCCGGAUCAUCCAGGCGGACUUCACUGGAGGCCACGGCAUCUACCCCCCUAUAGCUGCAAGACUGCACAGCUUGAAUAUUGGAGUCCUUGUUAACAACGUCGGGAUGGCCUAUUCGGAAGACUUUGCACAUUUCCUCGACAUACCAAAUUCCGCAGAGACCAUCACUCAGGUCAUCAACUGUAACAUGCUGUCUGUAGCCCAGAUGACAAGGCUGGUUCUCCCACACAUGGUUGAAAGAGGAACAGGACUGAUCAUCAACAUCUCCUCCGAGGCAGGCGCACGGCCACAGCCAUUGCUGUCUCUUUACUCCUCCACCAAGGUCUUUGUCACAUAUUUCUCUCAAUGUCUGCAUUCAGAGUACAAGGCAAGAGGAAUUACUGUUCAGUGUGUGGCCCCCUCCAUGGUGUCCACCAACAUGACGAACAACCGUCCGGUCAACUGCCUCGUGAAGAACGCCUCCGACUUUGCCCGCGAGGCCUUGAACACCGUAGGCCAUUCAAACCACACCUGCGGCUGCCUCUCUCAUGCACUUCAGAACAUGGCUCUCACGGUACUGCUGCCGGACUGGAUUCGUUUGUCCUCGUUCUUCCUCAGAACGUUAGAUCACCAUGCAAAAUGCAGGAAGUGUCAUCAGACGGAGAAGCCCAUAGCAAAGGAUGACUAG